This is a messenger RNA of Rhodotorula toruloides NP11, 4311 nucleotides long. RefSeq names its product ubiquitin carboxyl-terminal hydrolase 4/11/15. NCBI's taxonomy places the organism in Eukaryota, Fungi, Basidiomycota, Microbotryomycetes, Sporidiobolales, Sporidiobolaceae. The record is from RefSeq and is a predicted model, not a curated record. Gene Ontology annotation, molecular function: cysteine-type deubiquitinase activity. Bases 1 to 4311 code for a protein of 1436 amino acids. Gene Ontology annotation, biological process: protein deubiquitination. The transcript is spliced from 5 exons.
AUGCUUCCCGGGUCGAACAAUCCCGAGUCUCUGUCGCCCGCCUCAUCACCUUCGCUUGCAUCCCUCACCCGCAAACGACCGCUCUCGUCGCCUGUUUCGACUGCGUCCGCGCCCAAAAGAGCCAACUCGGAAGACUUGAUGGAUCAGGGCGCCUCGUCGGACCUCGAGGGGAGCAUCGGCGCCAGCAGGCUCAACAUCGCGAGCACCCCUCGCUCGCCGACCUCUGCCUCGCCCGCGUCCGACCAGGGCGAUGUCGACGCCGACGAGACUCUCACGGCGCCGCCAGAGAUGGACCAGAAUGGCGCAGAGGGAGAAGUGGACGAGACGGGCGGCCUCCCUUCCGUUGGAGACGACGAGCUUCCGCCGUACGAAGCCGCGUUCCAAUACAACGGCAUUGCGCCCGACAUGCAGCUCGAGUUCGUCAACGAGGCGCGGAAGAGACAGCUCGAGGAAGGAGACGCGUGGUACAUCAUCCCGCGAACCUGGUUCAGGCGUUGGCAGGCGGCUUGCUCGGGCGUGCAGGAGUCCAAGGACGACGACGCUUCUGUGACGCCUGAGGAGGUCGGACCGAUCGACCUGACGGUACUUUACGACGAGAAGGGCGACCUGCGCAAGCCCUUGACGAUUGGUGUCGACGUCGAGGUUGUUCCGGCCGACGGCUGGGGCUACCUCACGCAGUGGUACGGCGUUACGGGGACGCCGUUCGAACGUGACGUUGUCGCGCCUGCAGGACCCGGCAGCGAGAUGAUCGAGUUCUACCCUCCCAAAUUCCACCUCUACCUCCUCGUGCCAACGUCAUCGCCACCGGAUGCUUCGGUCUCUCUGCCCUCUUUGCCAAGCCCGCCGACCGUCUCCUACGCCUCAUCCGCCCAGUUCUCCAGGCUCGUCGAAGACGCCGCCUCGGCUUUCGAGCUCCAACGCCCAGUCCGCCUCUGGCGUCUCCCGCCCAUCAGCGACGAGCUCUCGGCGCACGAAGGCGCCGCAUACGUCUUCACCGACAAGCUGCGGGAGACGGGUGUCGAGUUGCUCGACCCGAAACAGAUCGGCGACGAGACGACCCUCCAGGACGCGCUCCUCACGGACGACGAGACGCAUCUCGCGGUCGAGCAGCAGAAUGAGGACGGAGCGUGGAUGGUGGAUGCCGAGGCGCUCAUGACUGCCCUCGCGGCAGCAGAGACGGACGCGCCGCCUUCCGAGUCGGCCCCGCCGCUUCCUGAGGAGGACAAGGGCGCGACGAAGAAGAGCGGAAUCGGCAUCUUCUCGGGCGGCUGGUCCUCGGGGCUGCACAAGCCGAAGACGCCGGGAUUCAGUGCGGGCAAGGAGAAGGAGAAGCCGAGGAGCGGCAACGGUGGAGGCAUCUUGGGCGCUGCCAUGGGGGCUUUGACGCGGAGCAAGAGUACGCAGCAGGGUCAGCGGGGACUCGUCGGCUUGCAGAACCUCGGAAACACCUGCUUCAUGAACUCGGCGAUCCAGUGCAUGAGCAACACGAAGGAGCUGCAGGAGUACUUCCUCUCCGGCGUCUACCACUCGGAGCUCAACCGCGAGAACCCGCUCGGCAUGCGCGGCCAGGUCGCCGAAGCGUUCGGCCAGCUCAUCGAACGGCUGUGGAACGGCACGGGCUCGUCGGUCGCGCCGCGCGAGUUCAAGCAGGCCCUCGCCCGCUUCGCGCCGCAGUUCUCGGGCUACGGCCAGCAAGACUCGCAGGAGCUGCUCGCCUUCCUCCUCGACGGCACGCACGAGGACCUCAACCGCAUCAAGAAGAAGCCGGCGACCGAAGCGCCCGACUGGGAGGGUGGCGGCGACAAGGAGAUGGUCGAGCUCGCCAAGACGUGCUGGGAGCAGUACCGCAGCCGGAACGACUCGGUCAUCGUCGACCUCUUCCAGGGCCAGUACCGCUCGACAGUCGUCUGCCCCGACUGCGACAAGGUCUCGAUCACGUUUGACCCGUUCAUGUACGUCACGACCAACCUGCCUGUCACGAAGAAGUGGACUGGCCGCAUCAUCGUCGUUCCCCUCGACGCCGCGCGCGGAACGCUCGCCGUCGACCUCGAGGUGCCCAAGUCUGGCACGAUCAGGACGCUCAAGGCUGCCGUAGGCCAGCUCGUCGACAUUGACCCGAAGCGCCUCAUCAUCACGGAGGAGUGGCACGGCAAGUUCUGGAAGGACUGGAACGACGACGAGUCGGUCACCGAGAUCGGCGGCAACGACACCAUCAUCAUGUACGAGACGACUGCCCCGCACCCGCAGCCUCGCCCUCGCAAGCCGCGUCCAGAACAGCCCGCCAACCCUACGGCACCCGUCAUCCUCCCCGUGUCGCAUGUCAAGGACACCAGUUCUGGCAGGAUGCGCUUCGGUACCUACUCGCCAGACAUGUGGGGCACGCCCUUCAUCGUCACGCUCACGCCCGAGCAAGCCUCGAGUGUCGCCGGCAUCAAGCGCGCGCUCGCCCGGCACUACGCGCGGGUGACCAAGCGCGGCGACGAGCUCAUCGAGAUCGUAGAGGAGGAGAUUGCCGAGGACGAGAAGCUCGCACUCGCGGCCGAGGAGACCGACAGCGUCGAGCCGUCCACCAUCAACUCUUCGACCGAGCAGUCGCAGGCGUCAACGCCGCCCAACGAAGCCAUGGACGUUGAUGCCGCGUCUGCGCCGAUGGCCGCUUCGAACGACGACACUUUCGUCCCGACAGUCGUCGGUCCUGCUCCUCCGGUCACGAGCAACAUGUCCUCUCUUUCGUCCGCAGCCUCCUCGCUUCUCGCGGGUCCUUCUACUACUCCUUCUACAGCGCCUUCCACCUCGACUCCCGCACGGCAGCGCCGCAUGCCCUUCCGCGUCGAAGUCUCAAAGCGAGCGCAUCCCGAAGGCCGCAUCCCGGUCAACCAGCACACGACGAGCGACACGGUCGAGCUCGCCGAGUACGCUCGGGUCGUCCAGGCUGUUCGAGCACACAGGCAGGCUGGCACGCCGAAGCCUGAAAGCGAGGACAUCGACAUGUUCUCGCCGAAGGCUGAGCGCGGCGAUGAUUCCGAGUCGGCGGACGCACAGGACAAGGACUGGGAGAAGGUCGAGAAGCCGCAGCCGGAGGACGUCGAGGUCAAGCCGGUUCCGCUCCUCACUACCGGUCACUACGUCGUCGCGCACUGGGAGCCGGCGGCGAUCGACUACUUCUUCAACAAUGAGACCGCCACAUGGUCCAUCGUCCAGGACAUCGUCGAUCCCGCCAUCACCGCGCGCCAGCAGCAAGGCAAGGGCGCGAAAAAGGUCAUUACGCUGUCCGACUGCCUGACCGAGUUCACCAAGGAGGAGCGCCUCGGCGAGGACGACAUGUGGUACUGCUCGCGGUGCAAGGAAUUCAAGCAGGCGACGAAGAAGGUCGAGCUAUGGAAGGUGCCGGACGUCCUCGUCUUCGCCCUCAAGCGCUUCUCCUCCGGCCGAUGGAGUCGCGAGAAGAUCGACGACCUCGUCGACUUCCCCGUCCUUGAAGGUCUCGACAUGGAGCAGUUCGUCCAGGGCGACAAGGUCGAGCAGCGCCUCGCCCAGCAGAUGCCCGAUGCGCCCGCCAUCUCCGAGCCCGACUCGCUCGUGUACGACCUGUACGCCGUCUCGAACCACUUCGGCGGUCUCGGCGGCGGCCAUUACACUGCUUUUGCCAAGAACCCAGAGAACGGCAAGUGGUACGACUUUGACGACUCCCGUGUUACCGAGAUCAACGCCGAGCGCGUCAAGUCGUCGGCCGCAUACUUGCUCUUCUACCGCCGACGAACGGCGCGGCCCAUCGGCGGUGCCAAGUCGCGCGAGCUGGUCGAGUCGGCAAACGCCUCUCGUGUCGCGUCCGCCGCACCUUCCAUCGCUGCCUCCGAAGCCGCACAUUCGCCUUUCGCAUCUCGCGAGAACCUCAAUGCGUCGACCUCGACGGAGGAUUUCUUCGGCUGCAUCGUCAACAAGUACGGCUCAUCGUCGGCUUCGCGCACUGUCGACUCGAGCGACGACGAGCUGCCCGUCCCAGGCUCCUUCCACACCUUCUCCUCUCACCACGAGCCGUUCGCCCGUUCCAGCCUUCCCUCGUCCGCCUAUCAGCUCGACACGCCCACAACGGACGCCGACGCGCCUCCCUCACCACCCGAAUCCGUCGAACCAGGCUCGCCGAAAGACCUGAGCAGCCUCGGCGGCGAUGACGCGUGGACGAAACAGACGCUGCCCGACUUGACCGACUCGGAGGUUGUAGCCGUCCCGCCAUCUGCUGGUCAGGACGACGCUCAAGCGGACGAGAUCAAGCUGCCGCAGGGACCGAGCACUCUCGACACACUCGAGUAG